GAUCCUGGUCUCCUCCUUCUCCGAGGAGCAGCUGAACCGCUACGAGAUGUACCGGCGCUCUGCCUUCCCCAAGGCCGCCAUCAAACGGCUGAUCCAGUCCAUCACCGGCACCUCGGUGUCCCAGAACGUCGUCAUCGCCAUGUCGGGCAUCUCCAAGGUGUUCGUCGGGGAGGUGGUGGAAGAAGCCCUGGAUGUGUGUGAGAAGUGGGGGGAGCUGCCCCCCCUGCAGCCCAAGCACAUGAGGGAGGCUGUCAGGAGGCUCAAGGCACGGGGGCAGAUCCCCAACUCCAAGUACAAGAAGAUCAUUUUCCACUGAGGGAGGCUGAGAGGAGCUUCUUGCAGGACCUUCCCACGUGGAAUCCUCCACAAGGCCCCUCUGGGCUGGCCUGGGGGCCUCAAGGAUGUUCCUGCUGUCCCUGCCCACCGUGGGCAGAGCUGGGGCCACCCUCAGCCUGGACUUUGGGGUCUCAGCACAGCAGGGAGAGGAAAUGCAGGGGCUGCAGAGCAUUUCCUGCUGGCCCAGGUGUGCCACCUGUGCCCAGGUGUGUGGCUGUUUUUGUACAUUAAACUUAAUAAACUUAUUCUUGUGUUCAUAA
Molecule: messenger RNA, 596 nt
Organism: Zonotrichia albicollis (white-throated sparrow)
Lineage: Eukaryota; Metazoa; Chordata; Aves; Passeriformes; Passerellidae
Source: RefSeq, a predicted model, not a curated record